CACAGCCCACCGCUCCCCCUCCCGGUCUCUCCCUCUCCCUCUCCCUCUCUCUCUCUCUCUCUUGCUCCUUAGCUGUUCCCGACUGAUGAGAAGCUUCAGUCUUCUCCACAAGACGGUCCCUUCCCCGGGCCGGCUGCGCUAACACUCCGAUGGAGCUCAACUCCUCCGGCCCGGGGAACUUGUCCAGCCCCGAGCCCAGGGGCCACCGUACGGAGGAGCUGAUCAUCACGUCCACCUUCUGCACUAUCUUAUCCUUGAUGUACGUCGCCGGCAUGGCAGGCAACGUGUACACCUUGGUGGUUAUGUGUCACUCCAUGAGGUACGCCGCGUCCAUGUACAUCUCCAUCAUCAACCUGGCCCUGGCGGACCUCCUCUACCUGUCCAGCAUCCCGUUCAUCGUCUGCACCUCCUUCAUGAAGGACUGGUACUUCGGGGACAUCGGCUGCCGCAUCCUGCUGAGCCUGGACCUCUUCACCAUGCACGCCAGCAUCUUCACCCUCACCGUCAUGUGCACCGAGAGGUACAUGGCCGUCACCAAGCCCCUGGACACCGUGCGGAGGUCCAAAGGCUACCGGAAGUCCAUGGCGGUGGCCGUGUGGCUCCUGUCUCUGCUCCUGACGUUGCCCAUGAUGAUCAUGAUGACGCUGAGGGAGAGCGAGGGCAAAGGGGCGAAGAGGAUGUGCGCGCCCACCUGGAGCGAGGACGCCUACAGGACUUACCUGACGGUACUUUUUAGCACCAGCAUCAUGGCCCCGGGGUUGGUGAUCGGCUACCUCUACACCCGCCUGGCCAGGACCUACCUGGAAUCCCAGCGGAACCCCAUCAGCAAGAAGGAGAACAAGAGGUCCCCCAAGCAGAAGGUGCUCAUCAUGAUCUUCAGCAUCGUGCUGGUCUUCUGGGCUUGCUUCCUGCCGUUUUGGAUCUGGCAGCUGGUGCGGCUCUACGACGUGUGCCCGCCGCUCUCCUCCCAAACCCAAAAGUGCAUUAACUACCUGGUCACCUGCCUGACCUACAGCAACAGCUGCAUCAACCCGUUCCUGUACACCCUCCUCACCAAGAACUACCGGGAGUACCUGAAGAACCGCCACAAAAAGUUCUACCGGUUCACCUCGGCCUUCCGGAAAAGGGGGUCCAGCCUGCAGUGCUCCUCCUGGGGCCGUUCCAUGUCCUCCAGCAACCACUACGACUACGCGUCGGAGUCUAUCGGCAUGACCUGCGUCAGGGACAUCAAGUGACUGCAGGAGCUCUCAGGUUCGGCACCGGCUUCUCGAUCACUGCGGUGCGGGGGGG
Nanorana parkeri is the source of this 1290-nucleotide messenger RNA. RefSeq names its product urotensin-2 receptor-like. Gene Ontology annotation, biological process: regulation of blood pressure; neuropeptide signaling pathway; blood vessel diameter maintenance. Gene Ontology annotation, cellular component: membrane. The coding region runs from base 150 to 1235 and encodes 361 amino acids. The transcript has a single exon. NCBI's taxonomy places the organism in Eukaryota, Metazoa, Chordata, Amphibia, Anura, Dicroglossidae. The record is from RefSeq and is a predicted model, not a curated record. Gene Ontology annotation, molecular function: urotensin II receptor activity.